AUGCAAACUCAAAUUAGCAACCAGGGGCCAUCACUUCCUAUGUCAAUGUCAGCUACCCAGGCGCUACCUCGCCAGCAGCUGCUGUCUCAGAACCUUCAGAAUAGCAUUGGAGCUAAUGGAGUACAAACCUCUGCUGCUUUGACAUCAGCACUGCCUCCUGUUGGUGGCUUACCACAGACUAGUAUGCCAUCUGUUGUUGGCCAGAAUUCCAAUUUGCAGAACAUGCAGAGCUUAUCUGGGGUUUCACAGAAUCCAGUAGGAAAUUCAAUGGGGCCGGGGUCUCUUCUAAUAUGUUUGCCAAUGCUCAAAGGCAGAUGCCAGCAAGGCAACAAGUUGUUCCUCAACAACAACAACAACAACAACAACAACAGUCUCAAAAUGCACAGCAUUACCUUUACCAGCAACAAUUACAACAGCAGCUUAUGA
Messenger RNA from Thlaspi arvense, 426 nucleotides. The record is from the annotation of a GenBank genome assembly. NCBI's taxonomy places the organism in Eukaryota, Viridiplantae, Streptophyta, Magnoliopsida, Brassicales, Brassicaceae.